GCUGUGCAUCAUCUCCGGCAGUCAGACUUGACUCAGCCUAGAGCCUACUUGAGCCUACUUCUGUCCAUUCCCGUUUCCUCCUCAUUUACCAACCAAAAUUCCAGUGUAAAAACGUCAGAAUAAAUUUCCUGUGAAUCGCAGCAAUAAACCGAUAAUUACAUUAAAUAGCCAGUGCAAUAGACUUGUACAAAAUGGGCAGAUACAGAAGUCGGAGCAGAGAGCGUGAACGUCGCAGGAGAUCCAGGAGUCGCACCAGGAGUCGAUCCCCUCGUGACAGACGUGGCUGGGGGGGCGGGGGCGUCAGGGAUCGUGGGGGAGGCAAUCGGGGGGGCAGAAGCCAACCUGGGGCCAGCCUGAGGAAGCCCAGGUGGGACAUGGGGAGGUUGGAACCCUUCAAGAAGGACUUUUAUAUUCCAUGUGAUUCCGUCAUCCAUCGAGAUCCCAGGAUCAUCGAGCAGUACAGGAGCGACAAGGAGAUCACGCUCAGGGGGAGGAAUAUUCCUAAUCCUGUCUUCACUUUCGAUGAGGCUGGCUUUCCCGAUUACGUCCUCAAGGAGAUCAAGAGACAAGGAUUCAAAGAGCCAACAUCAAUUCAAGCCCAAGGCUGGCCGAUAGCCCUGAGUGGUCGUGACAUGGUCGGAAUAGCAUCAACAGGCUCUGGAAAGACCCUCUCCUACAUUCUCCCAGCGAUCGUUCACAUAAACAGUCAACCGAAAUUAGGGCGCAAGGACGGACCAAUCGCCCUUGUGCUAGCUCCAACUCGUGAACUAGCUCAACAGAUUCAGCAAGUUGCUGACGACUUCGGCCACACCUCUGGCAUCAGGAACACUUGUUUGUACGGUGGAGCACCGAAGGGAGCGCAGGCACGUGACCUCGAUGGUGGGGUGGAGAUUGUGAUCGCAACCCCUGGACGACUGCUGGAUUUCCUCGAGUCUGGGAGGACGAACCUCAAGAGGUGCACGUAUUUGGUGCUGGAUGAGGCUGACAGGAUGCUGGACAUGGGCUUCGAGCCACAGAUAAGGAAAAUCAUCGAGCAGAUCAGACCUGACAGGCAGACACUCAUGUGGUCGGCCACUUGGCCGAAGGAGGUGAAGAAUCUUGCUGAGGAUUUCUUGAAGGAUUAUUCACAGAUCAAUGUUGGGUCUCUCCAGUUGUCUGCCAAUCACAAUAUUCUGCAGAUUAUUGACGUCUGUGCGGAGUAUGAGAAGGAGAACAAACUCAGUACACUCCUGAAGGAGAUAAUGGCCGAGCAGGAGAACAAAACAAUUGUAUUUAUCGAAACAAAGCGUAGGGUCGAGGAAAUAAACCGUAAAAUGAAACGUGAUGGUUGGCCAGCUGUCUGCAUUCACGGUGACAAGACCCAGCAAGAGAGGGAUUGGGUAUUACAAGAUUUCAGGUCUGGUAAAGCUCCAAUUCUCGUUGCAACUGACGUGGCAGCACGAGGACUAGACGUUGAAGACGUCAAGUUUGUUAUAAACUUUGACUAUCCAUCGUGUUCUGAAGACUAUGUACAUCGAAUUGGACGUACUGGUCGUAGACAGAAGACCGGAACUGCGUAUACGUUUUUUACACCGAAUAAUUCCAACAAAGCGAAUGAUCUGAUUCAAGUACUCAAGGAGGCCAACCAAGUUAUUAAUCCGAAGCUACUGGAGCUUGCGGACAGUCGGGGGAGUAAUUAUGGACGUCAGAGAGGUGGGAGGAAUCGAUGGCGUAUCAGAGGCGGUCCUCGAGGCGCUAAAGACCGAAGUUACUCCAGGAGUCGGAGUCGCAGUUACAGUCGCGAGAGAAAUGGCCGGGGGAGAAGAAGCUACAGUAGAAGUUACUCGAGAAGUCGCAGUCCAGCUAACAAUCGCGCUGGGAAGGGGUCAAUCAGUCCUACUCCUGAAGUAAUUGGCAAAAGCUACUGGAGCAGCGAGAGGUGAUGCCUCGAGCCCCGACGAACCCCCAGAUAACAGAGAACAAGAACAAUGGAGCAUUUCUCCCAUCAAAUCAGCUGAACAAAAUGAACAAUUGAAUAAAAAUCAUGUAGACAAAAAAUCGACGGAUCCUUGCCCUCUGGCAAUGAACGACGAAUCCCCUUCAUUUUACCACACCGCCUCAAUAAUCAACUAAGUCCCUGAUUAUUAUAAUUUUGUAUCGAACAAAGACAACCCGAAAAUGAAGAUAACCAAUUUCCAAGGAGUGGAAAAAUUUUAGUUCCAAUGUAAAUUUACGCUUUUGCUCUUUUUAUUUGUUUUUGAGAAUUAUAAUUUUUUUUCUAGAUAAAUUUUUGUGACCCAUUCCCACGUAUUGAGAAACAAUGUACAGUAUUUAAUGUAAACUGUAACAAAUAAACAUUCGUUAGCUUAA
Diachasma alloeum is the source of this 2349-nucleotide messenger RNA. Its product is annotated as probable ATP-dependent RNA helicase DDX17. Gene Ontology annotation, cellular component: cytoplasm; ribonucleoprotein complex; nucleus. Gene Ontology annotation, molecular function: ATP binding; RNA binding; RNA helicase activity. The transcript is spliced from 8 exons. The coding region runs from base 192 to 1922 and encodes 576 amino acids. Lineage: Eukaryota; Metazoa; Arthropoda; Insecta; Hymenoptera; Braconidae. The record is from RefSeq and is a predicted model, not a curated record.